CUUGCACUCUGGCGGGAUGCAGGAGAUGCAGACAGUCCUUAAGAAAUCUUUUGGAGCCAAAAGCCCAAAUUCCACUGCUUAAAUCCAGGAGGAACAGAAAGCUGUAAGAGUCAGUUAUGGCUACCUCCAGCAGUCUAAAACUCUCUGAAGAUCAGCUCCAGUGCUCUAUCUGCCUGGAAGUGUUCACGGAUCCAGUCUCUACUCCAUGUGGACACAACUUCUGCAUGGUCUGUCUCAGAAGUUACUGGGCAAGCAGUUCUCACUGCCAGUGUCCAUUCUGUAAGGAACAAUUCUCUCGUAGGCCUGAACUUAGUGUAAACACAUUCAUCUCUGGACUGGCUGCUCAGUUCAAGAAGUCAGCUGAGUUUAAAUCUCCAGACGAACCUCCCUUUAAACGUAAGAGGGUGUUAUGCGACUACUGCAGUGGGGUAAAGCUUGAUGCACAAUCAUCCUGUCUGGACUGUGGGCUCUCUUACUGCAACAAUCAUCUUAUACCUCACAAGACCGUGGCAAACCUCAAGAAACACAAGUUGAUGGAUCCUGUGGAGAACCUGGAGGACUACAUCUGCCAGAAACAUGAGAGACCCCUGGAGCUGUUCUGUAGAGAUGACCAGACGUGUGUGUGUCAGUUCUGCAUUGAAACAGACCACCGGACUCACAGCACUGUUCCUAUAGAAAAGGAGAGUGUGAAACUUAAGAGUCAGCUGUGGAAGACGCAGGAGAAAGUUGAGCAGCUGGUCCAGGGCAAAAAGAAGAAGAUUGAGAAAGUCAAACGCUCUCUGAAACACAGUAAAAAAUGCAUAGAGAAAAAGGAAGCAGACAGUGUGGAGAUCUUCAGGGCUCUGGUGGGCUGUAUUGAGAGAAGCCAGGCUGAGCUGCUGGAGGUGAUGGAGGAGAAGCAGAAAGCAGCAGAGAGCGAGGCUGAGGAGUUUAUUAAGGAGAUGGAGCAGGAAAUCACUGAGCUAAAGAGGAAAAACACUGAGCUGGAGCAGAUCUCCCACACUGAGGAGCACCUUCACUUCCUUCAGGUGUACCAGUCCAUCUGCCACCAUCCACCCACCAAGAACUGGACUGCACGCAGUGUUAACCCUCAUCCGAGUCUGAGGAGAGCCCUGACUCAGCUUCAGGAAACUCUCAGUGAGGAGAUUGAGAAGCUUGAUGAGACUGAGUUAAGAAGAAUCCAGAAAUAUGCAGUGGAUGUGAUUAUGGAUCCUGUUACAGCUCAUCCUGAUCUUAUCAUUUCUUACGAUGGAAAACAAGUUAGGGAUGGAGACACAGUACGGAAUCUCUGUGGCAGUUCCCAGAAGUUUGAUGAAUAUAUUGGUGUGGUGGGAAAGGAGGGUUUCUCCUCUGGGAGAUUUUACUAUGAGGUGCAGGUCAAAGGGAACAGUGAGUGGGAACUGGGAAUUACCAAAGAGUCCAGUAACAGGAAGGGGAAGAUUAAAAUGAGCCCUGAAAAUGGAUACUGGACUAUGUGUCUGCGAAAUGGCACUGAAUAUAGAGCUUUGGACAAUCCUUCUGUGCCUCUGUCUUUGAGUCAGCCUCCCCAGAAGGUGGGGGUGUUUGUGGAUUAUGCUGCAGGUCUGGUGGCCUUCUAUGAUGUUGGGGCCAGGACCCAUAUCUACUCUUUUAAUGAGCAGGCUUUUACUGAGAAACUCUAUCCAGUCUUUAGUCCAUCUGUAUUUAAUGAAGAUGAGAUUCCUGAUCCACUUAUGAUUACUCCUGUUAAACAAUGUACAUUAAAUCCUUUCAUGUAAAAAAAUAGAAAAAUCUCUUGCUUUAGUGUAUGUGUAUAGUGUGCACACUAAGGGUAUAACAGUUUGUGUAUUCUUUACGAUAAGGGGGUCACAGUUCCGUUCGCACAAACGCAUGCAGAAUACACGGUACAGGCAGUAUAUUGAAGACUUAUGGAACCUAUGAACGUAAUGCGGAACUAAUGGAGGGUUUCAUCGGGAAAGUGUAGCUCUAGCACUGCUGCUAUUAGCAACUCGCUACUGAUUUAGCCUGCCCUGAGAAGACUGAAAGGCUUGAGCAUACAAACAGAGGGCAUGCUCAGAAAUGCAGAUAAUUCACUUGUACUGUCUCUCUCUCUCUCUCUCUCUCUCUUGUUCUCUCUCUGAGAAAAUAGAAUAUAACACAAAAUAAUUAGACUGCUGUCUGGCUAAACCACACUACACUAUUCCAGCAUUAAACAUGAAUCAUGAUUUUAAUUCAUUUUUAAGUGAUUGACACCACUAAUAUAAUUGAAAUUUAAUCUUUAUAAUCUAAUUGUAGUUAAAGCAGUUAAAGUAACGCUAUUGUUUUUGUUCUUAGUAAAGUAGCACAAUCAUGCUUGUUUUGUUUGUUCCUCUCAUAAUGACAGCAGACCCUGGUUUUAAGCAUUUAAUGAAAGAGCUGAGGAUAUACAGAAUGCUCAGCCUUAUUUUUUCCACCCACCGUACUGAAAACAUACCAAACCAAUGGGGUUUAUACCGAGGUGUGAACCGAAUCGUGAUUUUUUUUUUUGUUCCGUUACACCCCUAGUGCAUACACGUACAGGCCUUUUUAAAAGUACUGGAAAGAGACAGACUAUUUUUUUUUUUUUUUUUUUUUUUGCUGUACGUUAUAGAUAUUGACUCGAGAUCACCAAACUGUAUAUUUUUAUAUUUAGAUUUACACAUUUAGAUGUAAAAACUUAGAAUAUAGCACAUUUCUUUUAAACUUUUAAUGUGAGCUAAAUACUGUAACAUGUCAGUUAUGUUUUGUUGUCCUGUUUUAUUGUUUAAAGAUUAAACUGCUCUAAAUGUCUACUACUGUUUUAAGCCCUGGGUUUUGCCUGUGAAGAUUUUGCCUUUUGCAGGUUUUUGGUUGAAAAGAUACACCAACAUGAAGACCAGAGAGACCAGCAAACUCCAAACUGGUGUUCUUUUUUUUAUAGGGCAGGCCUGCUUUAACCAACCCAUCCAAUCUCAUCACAUCCUGGCUCCAAUUACCUCCUAAAAAAUGCAUAGAGUUUCACAUACUUUUUACCCCAUCACUGUGAAUGUUAACAUGUUGUGUUCAAUAAAACCCAUGCAAACAUA
Messenger RNA from Astyanax mexicanus (Mexican tetra), 3062 nucleotides. RefSeq names its product nuclear factor 7, ovary. The transcript is spliced from 7 exons. The record is from RefSeq and is a predicted model, not a curated record. Bases 117 to 1757 code for a protein of 546 amino acids. Lineage: Eukaryota; Metazoa; Chordata; Actinopteri; Characiformes; Acestrorhamphidae. Gene Ontology annotation, molecular function: zinc ion binding; protein binding.